UGGACGUCAAUCGUGGUUCGGACACAGCCCAUAAAGUUUGGGCUUAAGAUUCUUACAUGCCCACCUGUGCGUAGUGCGUACAAAUUUCGGCCGACGUCGAAUGAAGUCCAUAUAAUGAUCCAACGGUGAGGAAGAAACAAAGUGGGUCGUAAAUAAAAUCCACCGUAAGACAAAGCGUAGAAAGAUUAUUCUCCUGGGCCCGCGUGUGUGGAAUCCAGAAGCGAGUCGGUGAAAUCAUAAAAGGCAUCUCUCUCUCUGACGUUAUACAAAUUUCGAGAUUUCUUCGGCUUUCUACGACCUCUCCGCUUUUUGCUCUGCUUCUGUGUCUUCGUGUCAUUCUUCUCGCAGAUCUCGAAGAGCCCCCUUAAGUUUCUCAUCGAUUCGCAUAGUAACGGUACGGUUUUUCGAUGGGUUCUUCGUCGGGGCAACCCGAAUUUGAUUACUUGUUCAAAGUUUUAUUGAUCGGAGAUUCUGGUGUUGGGAAGAGCUCUCUGUUGUUGAGUUUCACAUCCAAUACGUUUGAUGAUCUCUCUCCCACAAUCGGUGUGGAUUUUAAGGUUAAGUAUCUUACCAUUGGAGAGAAAAAACUGAAGCUUGCGAUUUGGGAUACAGCUGGGCAAGAGAGAUUUAGGACGCUAACAAGUUCGUAUUACAGAGGAGCUCAGGGUAUAAUCAUGGUUUAUGAUGUGACACGACGAGACACAUUCACAAAUCUAUCAGAUAUAUGGGCUAAAGAGAUCGAUCUCUACUCGACUAAUCAGGAUUGCAUCAAGAUGCUUGUUGGAAAUAAAGUCGAUAAGGAGAGUGAAAGAGCUGUCACUAAGAAAGAAGGCAUAGACUUUGCUAGAGAGUACGGAUGUUUGUUUCUCGAGUGUAGCGCAAAGACUCGGGUCAAUGUUGAGCAAUGUUUCGAAGAGCUUGUUCUUAAGAUUUUGGAAACGCCGAGUCUCACUGCUGAAGGUUCCUCUGGAGGGAAGAAGAACAUCUUCAAACAGAACCCAGCACAGACCAGCAGUGCUUCAUCGAGCUACUGUUGCGGUUCUUAGACACGACUUUAAGGUUUUAUGACACAAAAAAAACACACUCUUGGCUCGUCUUUCGUGUUCUUGAUGGUCUCUUUGUUUCCCCAAAAACUGCAUCAUCUUGGAUGUAAAUCUUUAACCCUGAUUUCAAAGUUGUGUUCACUGGUUUCUUCUAAUCUGGGAUCAUUCACCUCUUCCGAGCACACAACCAAGCGAUAGUUAUAAAUUAAG
Thlaspi arvense is the source of this 1253-nucleotide messenger RNA. The record is from the annotation of a GenBank genome assembly. Lineage: Eukaryota; Viridiplantae; Streptophyta; Magnoliopsida; Brassicales; Brassicaceae.